Molecule: messenger RNA, 1873 nt
Organism: Leptopilina heterotoma
Lineage: Eukaryota; Metazoa; Arthropoda; Insecta; Hymenoptera; Figitidae
Gene: Smu1
Product: WD40 repeat-containing protein SMU1
Exons: 8
Coding region: 161-1693 (510 amino acids)
Biological process (GO): mRNA splicing, via spliceosome
Cellular component (GO): precatalytic spliceosome
Molecular function (GO): protein binding
Source: RefSeq, a predicted model, not a curated record
UAGUUCCCAGCCCUGGCUCUAACAUCAACAUAACGAACAUAACCAAAAAAAUAAAUUUUCUACUCUUAUUUCUGUGGUGAAAAAAUAUAAAUAUAUAAAUAAAAGAAGUGAUAAAUAUUCUUAAUAAUAAAAUAACGAAGAAUAUAAUUAAUCUGGGACAAUGUCCAUCGAAAUCGAGUCAGCUGACGUGAUUCGAUUGAUACAGCAAUAUUUGAAGGAAUCUAAUCUUGUUAGAACUUUACAAACUCUUCAGGAAGAAACUGGGGUGUCAUUAAAUACUGUUGACAGUGUAGACGGUUUUGUUGCGGAUAUAAACAAUGGACAUUGGGAUACUGUGCUUAAAGCUAUUCAAUCGCUUAAAUUACCGGAUAAAAAGCUUAUUGAUUUAUAUGAACAGGUGGUCUUGGAAUUAAUUGAAUUGCGAGAAUUGGGAGCAGCUCGAUCUCUGCUCCGACAAACUGAUCCAAUGGUUAUGAUGAAGCAACAAGAGGCUGAGAGAUACAUUCAUUUAGAAAAUCUAUUGGCACGUUCCUAUUUCGAUCCACGUGAAGCUUAUCCCGAUGGCAGUACAAAAGAGAAACGUCGAGCCUACAUAGCAACUGCCUUAGCCGGUGAAGUGUCAGUUGUCCCAUCGAGCAGAUUAUUGGCCCUAUUGGGACAGGCACUAAAAUGGCAACAGCAUCAGGGACUCUUGCCUCCAGGAACGACGAUCGAUUUGUUUCGAGGAAAGGCUGCCGUUCGUGAUCAAGAGGAUGAAAAAUAUCCAACACAAUUAUCGAAACAAAUUAAAUUCGGACAGAAAUCACAUGUUGAAUGUUCUCGUUUCUCGCCUGAUGGACAAUUUCUUGUCACUGGUUCGGUCGAUGGUUUCAUUGAGGUCUGGAAUUUCACCACGGGAAAAAUUCGUAAAGAUCUUAAAUAUCAGGCACAGGAUAAUUUUAUGAUGAUGGAACAAGCCGUACUGUCAAUGUCAUUCAGUCGUGAUAGUGAAAUGCUUGCGACAGGUUCACAGGAUGGAAAAAUCAAAGUCUGGAGAGUGCAAAAUGGACAGUGUUUGAGACGAUUUGAAAAAGCACAUUCCAAGGGUGUCACUUGUCUUCAAUUUAGUCGCGAUAACAGUCAAAUAUUGUCCGCAUCGUUUGACACCACAAUUAGAAUACACGGAUUAAAAUCUGGCAAAACUCUUAAGGAAUUUAGAGGACAUUCGUCUUUUGUUAACGAAGUGGUCUUUUCUCCUGAUGGACACAAUGUUAUUAGUGCCUCAUCGGACGGAACCGUGAAGGUUUGGAGUUUAAAAACAACUGAAUGCACAGGAACGUAUAAAUCUCUUGGUGCCGCGGAUUUAACAGUUAAUAGUAUUCAACCACUGCCAAGGAAUCCAGAACAUUUUGUCGUUUGCAAUCGUUCGAAUACAGUUGUCAUCAUGAAUAUGCAAGGACAAAUAGUCAGAUCCUUUUCUUCUGGUAAACGUGAGGGCGGUGAUUUUGUUUGUACUGUCGUGAGUCCUCGAGGUGAAUUCAUUUACUGCGUGGGAGAGGAUCUUGUACUCUAUUGUUUCUCGACAACAUCGGGAAAAUUGGAAAGAACCCUAAAUAUUCACGAAAAAGAUGUAAUUGGCCUAGCUCAUCACCCGCAUCAAAAUUUACUUUGUUCGUAUAGCGAAGACGGUUUAUUGAAACUUUGGAAACCGUAAGGUAUUGACGGAGAGUAAAGACAAAAAGGAAUUUUUUACGUUAUAGAUUUUAAUAGAGUUUGAAGCGUAUUUAGAUUUUUCAAAUGAAAUAUUUCUCAUGAUUUUUUGUUUUUUGAAGUAAAAGAAAGACUCGAAGUAAAAAAUGAAUAAAGUACAUAAGAAAUAUGUAAAUUUUACCAA